CCUAUAAGGUUAAAGAUUCAUUUGCAAACGAUGAUUGCUGUAGACUCUUGCAAUAAAUGAUACUAGUCAUUUGUUGAACGACUUAUUCCAAUUCUCUGAUUGGCUAUAAAGCACCCUACACAAACUUUGCGGCCAACAUGGCUGGCCCGCGUCCACUUCGGCCGGCCAACUCUGCGUCGCAAAGUGUGUUCAACGAAAGUGCCUGGAAUACCAACAAGCCGCUUGCCGUGUCCUUGUCACAUGCCACGUGAAUUAUCGCAUUAUACGGGACGGGACAGCCUCGGCUACACCAUGCGGGCAUUAGUCUUGGUUAGAACAGGGGAAACUCAGGUGCUGUCUGAUUCGACAGCCAACCACCUCAAACGCGGCAAACUCGAUAUGCGGUGGUUUCACCAUCAUGCCGCGUCCCGUCACAGAGCGACUCAAGGCUCCUUUCUUAGCCAGAGCGCCACAUCUUUCUGCACUUAUAUGGCUGUUUCCUGCGAUGCCGUUCCUAAUCGUUCUUAUUAGAUAUGGCUCUCAUCCAAGAUCAUUUGCCUCCACCAGACUACGCGUCGCGGGCACUACCUCUGAUUGCCUUGCAGGUGGUUUUGGUGGUUUUUGCCUCAGUUUUCUAUGGCCUUCGAAUAUACACACGCGCUCGUAUUCUCGAUACGAUAGGCACUGAUGACUGGCUCAUGGGCGCUGCGCUAUUUUUCAGUUUUGCACUGGCUGUUAAUACCUGUGUCGGUACUAAAUUCGGCUGGGCCAGACACCUCUCUGCAAUCCCGCGGGAAAACCUAAGCCCUAUUCUUCAAAACAUCUUUGCUUCCGAGAUUUUGUUUACUCUCACGACAUCACUCGUGAAGAUCUCCAUCCUCUUCCUUUACCUCCGUAUCGCGGUCACUAAGCCCUGGAAAAGAGUGAUAUACGGCAGCAUUGCAUUUAUUGUCAUCUGGACUAUCGCGUUUUGCGCUCUUAUCAUCUUUCAAUGUAAUCCAGUGAGCGAUUACUGGGAUCCGAGUUCUAAGAAUUGUUACCCUGCUGAAAUAGCUCUUUUCUUGCAUGGACUUACCAAUACAAUUACGGACAUUUACGUCUAUGUCUUGCCCAUGAGACUGGUCUGGAAAACAAACUUACCAAAACGCAAGAGACUUGAACUGGUUGGCAUCUUUGGAGCUGGGUUCUUGGUCUGCGUUGCUGGUGGGAUACGGUUAUAUUACACGAUUGCCACCCAGACGUCUGACGAUAGCACUUGGGUGGGCUACUACAUGUAUACCUGGGAAGCCAUAGAGGUGAACCUAGGUAUAGUCUGUGCAUCCGCACCUCCUCUUAAGGCGCUCACCCAACGCAUCCUCCAAAAGCACUUCUCGCCUUGCACGGAUAGCACUCCUAGUGUGGGCAAUUACCAAAUGAGCUCAAGACAGAACCGCCACCGCAAUACUUUUAGAGCAAAAACAAAAGGCCCUAUUGGGGAUGAUGUUAAUAGUGCAAGAGAGAUGGAUUGGGUAGAUAACGAGAGUCAGGAAAACCUAGCAAAAGUACAUCUGUACAAGGUUGAUGCGACUCAGCGUGUCUAACAUAAACGAAACGAACAUUUAAUUAGUUGUGAAGAGAUAUUAUUUUAGCUUGGGCCUCGUCUUGAUGAAUGGAUAAACAAGACAUCCAUAGACUGGAAAAUGAGCCAAAUGAGGCUUCUCGGUCCAAUCUAUUUAGCAGAUAUCCUGCCGCACUGAAGAUUUCAGGUCAGAGAUAUCUUGGCAAUGAGCCACUCAUUGCAGUAGGGCGGUUUAUGAGCGUCUUUCCUAAACGCCCGCUUGCAAUAUUCGAUUCAUGUGUAUGAGGGCAUCAAUCAACUCUUAGUCCCCUUUUCUUAUGCCAUUUGCUAAAGUCUCCAUCUAAUGGCAAUGAACGAUCAUUAUCCAUGCGGAUAUUUCGAAUUCUAAACUCAUACU
Pseudogymnoascus verrucosus is the source of this 1934-nucleotide messenger RNA. RefSeq lists its product as uncharacterized. Lineage: Eukaryota; Fungi; Ascomycota; Leotiomycetes; Thelebolales; Thelebolaceae. The record is from RefSeq and is a predicted model, not a curated record. The transcript has 5 exons. The coding region runs from base 513 to 1559 and encodes 348 amino acids.